CCCUAAACCACAGAGACGGUACAAACUUCAGAGUGAACGUGUGUGUGUGUGUGUGUGUGUUUUUUAAAUCACGAAAUGGCGCAGACGUUUCCGCUGCGUGACCUCCACCGGUAGCGUCUCCUCAUGAAGGUAAACAGCGUCCUCUCUGUGCGGAAAGAGCAGCUCUUCGUUCGUAUGUCACUUGUGUUUUUCCUCGAGAUUUGGGCAGUUUCACAGACACUGGGACAAUGGAUAAAAGAAAUGGUCAGCUGUGGAAUGCAACAAGCCUGGAUCUUUCUCUCUAACACUAGGACCUACCGAGGAGUGAGGAGUCCCAGUCAGCAUCUAACUGCAGCCCCCUGGCCUCUGUCCAGGCUUUCUCUGCAUCUCAGCUGCACUCUUGUCCCUUUCUGACUGUCAAACUACAUCAACUGCCUUUUACUGAAAUUGAAGGCGUCAAGCAGGAUCCCCUAAUUCUCAUGCCCUCUUGACUUCCAAACGCACCCAGCCACCAUGAGGACCAGCAGGUCAAGCCUGCUGCUGGGCUGCAUGCUUCUUUGUUCUGUGUCUCUGGUCUACCUGGGCAUGAGUGGGAUCGAGUGCCCUCAAAAAAGCCACCGGCACCGAUGGAUGGAGCUCAACCUGGGCUCAGUCAAUCAGAGCCUGCCCCUCCCUGAACACUUCCCAGAAGAAACACCACUGAUCUUUAUCGGAGGCUUUCCCCGGAGCGGCACCACACUCAUGCGUGUCAUGCUGGAUGCCCACAAUGCCGUGCGCUGUGGUGAAGAGACCCGAGUGAUCCCUCGCCUCCUGGCCAUGCGGGCCACCUGGAGUCGCUCUGUUAAAGAGAGGAUACGAUUGGAUGAGGCAGGCGUCACUGACCAGGUGUUGGAUUCAGCGGUGAGAGCGUUCUUGUUAGAGGUGAUAGUCGGCCAUGGAGAACCUGCACCUCGCCUUUGCAAUAAGGACCCUUUUGCCUUGAAGUCUCUGUCAUACCUGGCACGCAUCUUCCCUAAAGCAAAAUUUGUGCUCAUGCUACGAGACGGGCGGGCAACGGUCCACUCCAUGAUAUCACGCAAGGUCACCAUCUCUGGCUUCGAUCUGACCAGCUACAGGGACUGUCUGACCAAGUGGAGCAGCGCAGUAGACACCAUGUUCAGCCAGUGUCAGGCAGCCGGGAAAGACAGAUGUCUGCCUGUUCACUAUGAGCAACUUGUCUUGUACCCGGAGGAGGAAAUGAGGAAGUUACUUCACUUCCUAGACCUGCAGUGGGAUCUGUCAGUGCUGCACCACGAAGAGCUGAUUGGAAAGGCUGGUGGUGUGUCUCUGUCCAAGGUCGAGCGAUCAACAGAUCAGGUGAUUAAGCCGGUCAACACAGACGCCCUGUCCAAGUGGGUGGGACACAUUCCCUCUGAUGUGUUAAACGACAUGGCUGAAAUCGCACCCAUGCUGUCUCGUCUUGGUUACGACCCUCACGCUAACCCACCAAACUACACGAGAUCAGAGCCCUUGGCAUCACCAUUCAACAACUCACAGGGUUUGAAAACAGCCGGAUCUUCAAACUCCAGUUAAGGAAGAGGAGGAAAAUCCGUUUUUUUUCCAGGCUCCACGAUAUGAAUGCACCUUUAACAGACCAGCUCUUCAGUAAUUACAUCUCAUAUGAACAUUUUUUUAAACUGUCCCAUGUGUAUUUUUGACUUUUACUAAGACUUGAGGGCAGUGUUGGCUCCGUUAAAAUCCAGAUUCCUUAAGUGGUUUUGGGUUUAAAUCACUUAGCCCUGAUUCACACUGGCUGUGGUUGUGUUAUCAUUUCGGUGUCCAUGUGAAGUAAGUGUUCAGACUUCUCGUGUUGACAUUGUAGCAGCAAUUUUACUUAAAAAUGCCCCUUUUACAGUAAUUUUAGCUGAAUCUGAAUACAUGAAAAAUAUUAAUAUUAUAUUUUUAUAACAAUUUUAGCAGCUGUGCAGAUUAUCUCUCUUGUCUGAGUAAAUAGAAAUCAUCUGAUGUUUUCUGUUUAUGAUAAAUCAGAAAAUUACAAAUUGCAGCCGCGAUGCACACCCAGUGUGAACCGGGCCUUACACUGUAUCUGAACCGCUCGAGGUUCACUGCUUCUCUCUGCAUUCUCCAAUGUGUCCUUCACAGUGAACAGACAUUUCAAUGCAUCUUUACACCUUGUACCUGCAAGUAUUUCAGCAUGUGUGUCGGUGGUUAUGGCUUCUCCACAAAUGUGAAUGUGUCUUGACACAAACCUUUUACUUACCGAGAUGUCAGUCGGUGUCCAUGAAGCAUAAUGACUGUAUAUUUUUUAAAGAUGUACAUUUAUUUUCUUAAUAAAUUAUUUUGGUGUUGACCAUUUGCCAUUCAGGAAACUGAAAAAUGUUUACUCUGAAUUGAGAAUUUGUAAUUGUUGUAUGAUGUUGGACAUGAAUAAUAAAAAAAAUGCCCUAAAUGUACCCUUUA
Molecule: messenger RNA, 2439 nt
Organism: Solea senegalensis (Senegalese sole)
Lineage: Eukaryota; Metazoa; Chordata; Actinopteri; Pleuronectiformes; Soleidae
Gene: tpst1l
Product: tyrosylprotein sulfotransferase 1, like
Exons: 6
Coding region: 493-1551 (352 amino acids)
Biological process (GO): peptidyl-tyrosine sulfation
Cellular component (GO): Golgi apparatus
Molecular function (GO): protein-tyrosine sulfotransferase activity
Source: RefSeq, a predicted model, not a curated record